GUCGAUGAACUUCAAGAGAAGCUUUUGAAUGAAACGGAGAAGUCAGAAGAGAAACAGGCUGAGAUUAGCCGUCUCAUGGUGGAAGUAGAACGUCUGCAGUCCAUGCUAGCGUCUCGAACGGAAAUCCAAGAAGCAGAACAUCAUCGGAGUGAAAACGAGAUGGAAACGCUGUGUGAGGAACAGCAGCGCAUCCAGGAUGACUUGAACAGCGCCGAAAAUGAAAAGAUUCGCCUUGAAGAACAGUUGAUGGCGAGCAAGAUAUUGUGCGACGACUUGAAAACAGAACUACAGCUGCAGAAAGCGAACAGCACGGAACUCACAGAGAAGUAUGGAGAAGUGAAGAAGAGGUGUGAGGAUGUGGAAGCUCUGUUGUUGACGGUUGAAGCCGAGCGUGAUUCCUUGUCUGAACGUCUUGCAAUGGUCAAAUCUCAAUUGGAAACACUGAUGAAACAGAUCGAUGAGAAGAAUGCGGAGGAGAAGAAAGCCGAUGAAAGACUACUGAAUGAGCUGCAAGAGCUGAAAGCUCAGAAACGUCAUCUCGAAGAGGAUUUGAACAAAAUGCGUCAGGAACUCGAAGAGAAGAAUGUGCAGAAUAGUCUCCUCAAAGAUAGCGAAGCACGUCUGCUCGAUUCAGUAGACGAGUACGGUGCGCAGGCUGAGAGAUAUCAGCAAGAAUCAGAAAGACUGCAAAAAGUUGUGGAUGUGAUGGAAAAAGAAAGAACAGCGCUAGAAGAAGAGAUAGAAGAAGUGAAAAAGAGCGAGAAAGAACAUGAGCAGGAAUAUAAGCAGGCUAGGGAAAAGUUGUUAGUCGUGGAAAGAGAGCGCGAAGCUCUUAAAGCGAAGAUCUCUCAAGAAAGCAAAGCUCAUCCGUCAUCGUCAGUGGACACACGAGAGUACAAGAAUAUCGUCAGUCAAUUGGAGAUGGUCACAGCUGAGCGGAAUGAAUUACGUAGCCGAUUGGAUAACACCGAGUCUAGGCUCAAUGUAUCCUUACAAGUCAGUCAUUGA
This is a messenger RNA of Cylicostephanus goldi, 1008 nucleotides long. The record is from the annotation of a GenBank genome assembly. NCBI's taxonomy places the organism in Eukaryota, Metazoa, Nematoda, Chromadorea, Rhabditida, Strongylidae.